Messenger RNA from Lodderomyces parapsilosis, 3630 nucleotides. RefSeq lists its product as uncharacterized. Gene Ontology annotation, cellular component: cytoplasm; nucleus. The transcript has a single exon. The record is from RefSeq and is a predicted model, not a curated record. The coding region runs from base 1 to 3630 and encodes 1209 amino acids. Gene Ontology annotation, biological process: nuclear division. Gene Ontology annotation, molecular function: mRNA binding. NCBI's taxonomy places the organism in Eukaryota, Fungi, Ascomycota, Pichiomycetes, Serinales, Debaryomycetaceae.
AUGCCCACUCCUGCUGAAAUUAUCGCUGCUCGUUUAAACAACCAGUCAGAAGAAGUUGAGCAAGAAGAGGUUGAGGGUAUUGUUGCACCUGAGCCAAAGUCCAGAAGUAACACACCAUCGAUUAAUGACGAUUCUGCAUUCCCUGCAUUGGGAUCAAAAAUGGGUUCUGGUGUUCAACAAUCAGGCGCCACUUCAUGGGGCCCAAAAAUGAAAGCACCUCCAACAGCAGUACCGGUUGCAUCUAAUACUCCCAAGACUUCUAAGAAUGGUAAUGGUUUUGCUGUCAAGCCAAAAAUCUCCACUAUCCAAGAAGCUUUCUCUUUGGAUGUCGAAGAUCAAUUGAACGUCGCCCGUCCCGAAUUUAUCAAAAUUUUGACCUAUGUUAUGCAAGAAACGAAAACUAACGUUGAAUGUACCACUUCUCAACAUACAAAAAAGAGAACGUUUUUGAUAAGUGGUAAGCCAGAUGAUGUUAAACUUGCCAAGCGUUUGGUUGUCAAGAAGUUGACUAAACCAGUUCAAAUCAACUUUAAUGUACCAGCCAAAUUGAGAUCUAGAAUCAUUGGUCAAGGUGGCAGAACUUUGAAGCCAAUCAUUCAAGCAAAUGAAGUUAGAAUUGAGAUUGGCGAUAAGGAAGAAUCAUACAAUUCAGGUGAUGCUAGUGAUGAUGAGGACGACUUGUUUGCUACAACGGUCGUGAUCAGCAUCGAUGGUGACGUCGAAGGUGCCAAAGCAGCAAAGAGCGAAAUUUUGGCCAUUGUUAGAGAAGAAACCAAAAACUUGACCGUCAAGGUUCCAUUGAAUGAAAAUGUGAAACCAUUUGCGGAAAAAGAAUUACAAAGCAUUGUUGAUCAAAAUAAUGAAUUGGACUUUUCUAUACCCACUUUCAAAUCAGGCUCAAACUCCAUUGUGAUCCACGGGGAGCGUGAAUUGGCAUUAGAGGCUAGAGCUAAUGUGAAGGCAGCUUUAGAGAAGUUGUCUCAAAAGAUUGUCACUGAAGAAGUCCCCAUUCCUAGAACCAAGUAUCAAUUUUUGCCAAUUGAUGAAGUCUUGUCCAAGUGCAAUGUUUUGAUUCAAUUACCAAAAGACGGCGAGACGAAUGUUAAAUUCAUUGGCGAGAAGAAAAAUAUCAAGUUGGCUCAAGAAGAGGCAAGGAAAGUCACUUCACAGUACAAGGUUGAAAUAUUGGACAUGUCAAAGGCCCACAAGGGAAAUUUGAGACAUGUUAGUGCUGUUGCCGCGUACUUGAAUAAAAUUGGUGCUUUCAAAACCAUUGCUGAAGCCAAUGAUGUUGUGAUCAAUGCUCCUAAAAUCAAGGAAUUGAACGACGAAUCUGUCACUUCAAUUCCAAUUCAAAUUGUGUCAAAAGGUGGAGAUGAACAAAUCAAAGCUGCAAAGAAAUCUAUUGUUAGUCAAGUCAAUAAGAUCACUCCCGACCAAACCAAAGUUAUUGAUGAUAUCGAAUCGUUUUUGUUAAACAGGGUUGAUGGAGUCAUUGGUGCUCUCGCCCAGAAAGAGAAAGUUGAAUAUGUCAUUUUGCAAAAUGUCAUUGUCUUGUUCAAUUCUCAAAACCAACAAGAAGAAGAGGCAGAGGACUUUGACGAUAUUGAUUCCAGUGGUGAUGACGCUUUUGCUAAGAUUAAUUCUGCUUUAAAUACUUUGAGAGAAUUGGCUGCUAAUUUAUCAAGCGCUACUUUGGAGGUGCCCACCAAAGAUCAAAAAGAAGUUGUUUCAGGUCCAAAGGGUGUGACAUUAAGGUCUAUUUUAUCUACUGUUGAACCUGAUACUGUCUCUGUUAAAUUGCACAGCAAUGGAACUUCUUUGUCUGAGAAUGAAAUCUACAUUCAUGGUAUUAAAUCGUCUGUUGCAACUAUCAAGAAGGAGAUUGAAUCUGUAUUGGCUGAUGCAAAGGAGUACCCAGAUGGUUUCACAAGCGAAGUUCGUGUACCAUCACAAAUCUUGUCUAGAUUGGUUGGUAAGAACGGAUCAUUUUUGAAUACCCUUCGUGAUGAGUUUGGGGUUAGGAUUGAUGUACCAGAACAAGAUGCAAAGAAAGAUGAUUCUGAGAAAGCAGAGGUCACUAUUAAAGGUGUCAAGAAAAAUGUUGAGGCAGCCAGGGCCAAAAUUUCUGCGUUGGCAAAGAAGUGGGCUGAUGAAACAUUGGUUAGAGUUAGAAUUGAAAACCAAUACCACCGUAGAAUGAUUGGAGCCCAGGGUGUGUUUAUCAACCGUUUGCAAGACAAAUACAAUGUCAAGAUUAGAUUCCCCGCCGCUGAUGCUUCAUCUCCAUCCCCAUUUGCCGAUGCACCCAAGUCAAAAGAUGAGGUUACAAUCAAAGGUCCGUCAAAGGGUGUUGCUAAAGCAGAGGAAGAGUUGCAAGAAUUGUACCAGUUUGAAAAAGAAAAUGGGUUCAAAAAGUUGUUGCAAAUUCCUUCAAAAGCAGUUGCCAGAAUUAUUGGUAAAAACGGAGAAACCAUUAAAGACAUUGCUGAUGGUACUGGCGUUGAAUACAACUUUAAACGUGAAAACGACGAGUCUAGUGGAUUUGUUGAAUUGGAGUUGACUGGUUCCAAAGCAGCUUUAAAAGAUGCAACAACCAAGAUUCAAGAAAUCAUUGAUGAGGUUGAAAACUUUGUUGUGCGUACAAUCAAAGUUGAUACCAAGUACCACCGUGAUUUGGUUGGUCCUUCCGGAUCAGUUAUGAAGCAAAUUAUCAGCUCAGCAGGUGGGGAUGAUUUACCAAGAGGAAAGUACCAUCGUUUGUUGACCAUUCCAAAUGAAGGUUCUGGUUCUGAUGAGGUUGUGUCACAAGGUGACAAGACAAUCGUCGACAAGAUUAUUAGUGCAAUUGAGAAAAUUGUUGAAGAGAAAGAAGCGUCUAUUGUUGAGGAGAUCGAUUUACCCAAGGAAAAACACAGAUUGAUUAUUGGACCAAGUGGCUCAAUUCGUCAUUCAUUGCAGUCAGAUUUCGGCGUCACCAUUGAAAUUCCAAGGGCAAAUGAUGAAAGCACUAUUGUCAAAGUAAGUGGUUUACCCGAGAAAGUGGCAGCAGCUAAGGACAAGAUUGAAGAAUUGACCAAGGAUGACUGGAAAGUCUCUAUCGAUAUUUUGGAAAAAUACCACCCAUUAGUGUCUGAACAUGGUGCUAUUUUCAAAAAGUUAAAAAGCGAUUAUAAAGUUGAAGUGACCCACGGUGAUUUUACCAGAAGAGCCAGUAAAUUAUCCUCAGCAUUAAUCCCUGCUCCUGUAGAAUCAGCAUACCCAGAGAACGAGGAGGAGUUUAAAUUUACAAUUGAAGAACUUGUGCCAGAAAACAGUGAUGAUGACGUUGUUAUCCCUUGGAGAUUGAAGGGAGAUGAGGAAGAUGUUGAAAAAGCGGUUCAAUUGAUCAACAAAAAAUUGGAGUUGGCUAAAUCUGCUACUGCUCAUGCAUGGUUCUAUGCAUCAAAACCGUCAGUGUUUUCAAAAAUCAUUGGACCUCAAGGAUCAAAGGUUAAUAAAUUGCGUUCAAAGACAAAUACAUUCAUUACAAUCCCUAGAGCCAAUGACAAGUUCUCUAAAUUCAUUUACCUCGUUGGUGAUGAGAUUAACUUGAACGAGGCGCAUGAAGAGAUUAAAAAGCUAUUGUAA